CUUCUAACUGAGCUGCUGCUGUCACUGUGAAGCAGGACAGCUCUUCAUCUGCGCUCUCCAUCAGCUCCACCAGCUCCACCAAAGGACGAGAGACUGAUUUACCUACAAAUGGCCCCCCAGUGGCUGAGCUGCAGUACUGCUGUACUGCUGCUUUUGGUUCAUGUUGCCCCAGUCGUCACGCAGUCCUGCGCCAGGGGACCUGGAGGGAUUCCUGGGAUACCGGGCACCCAUGGAGACAAUGGCAAUGACGGUGUAAAAGGAGAGAAGGGAGAAUCUGGUGAGACAAGUCAUCCUGUCAAGGCCCAUAAAGGGGUGUCAGGUAUACGGGGCCCCCCAGGACGACCUGGGAUGAAGGGGGAAACAGGUAUGCCGGGGUCUCUUGGCCAGGUGGGUCGUCAAGGGCCGAAGGGAAGGUCCUUCAAUCCCUCCUAUCGGGAGUCAUCCUUCUUCUCCCAAAAACGGACAAUAUCACAAAUCCCAGACCUUGACACUCCCAUCGACUUCAACAGCCCGAUUCGGCCGGACCUGGAUGAACAGUUUCAAGGAGAAUCGCUGACAAACAAAACUUUCCUGUCUACCAUCCAAGGAGUCUAUUUCUUCAGCUACCACAUUUCAGCCAAGACCAGGGUGUGUCUGAAGCUGGUGAAGGGAAGUGAAAACCUCAUGAUACUGUGUGACACGUUUGACGGAUUCCUGGUCACCUCGGGCUCGGCGGUCCUGGAGCUGAAUGUAGGAGAUGAAGUAUCACUGCAGGUGCAGAGGUACAACAACAUCGUGACGAGCCUGAGCAGCACCAGCCACAUCUUCACCGGCUUCCUGAUCUUCCCAACCGGCUAGAGCUCCAGCCGCUGAUCCUUACAAUCAUUAAUAAAGUCACAGAUGUUUUGGGACAUUCAUAGCAAUUAAAUGAACGUGUGUUUUCUGUAAUAGUGCAAAUAUCAUCAGAAUUAAUAAAGGCUGGCUCAAUUAUGCACUGCUACCUGCUUUCCUGCAUGUUUUAGCCUCUUAGCUACAUAUUGUGUGUACUUUAAAUUACUGAUGUGCAUUUUCCAAAACAUAACAUUACAUUUCUGAUUGAAUCCCAACUUUCCAACAGCCAGUAAACAGUAAAUCCAGUUUAAUUAAUCAUUAUUUUAUUGGUAACAUUUCACUUUAAGUUCCUAUAUUUAGUAUUUAUAAGCAGUAUAUAAAUUGAAUAAACUAAUAAAUAAUUUAGGGCCUAUAAUACACUAUAAUGUCAUUGUUUGCAAAGUGUUUAUUAAUGUAUUUGUCUCUUCCUGUGGGCACUCAUAUAUAGAGGCCUGAUGUAUACACAGAUAAUAAUUGUUGUACAUUAAUAAACACUUCAAUUACCUUUGUACAACUACAUUAUAGUGUGAUAUAAACUAAAUAUGGGGACUUAUAUUAAAGUGUUACCAUUGUUUUUAGUACAUUUUAAUUUAAAAACAAAUAAACACCCCACCUUCAAAAAUGAAAACACAAGACUGAACCAUGCUGUUUUUUCACACACUCUGAGCGACAUACAUUUAAUACUUUCUAACAUUAAUCAACAAAAUCAACAUUAGUAAUGUUGUUUUGUUAAGUGUUUGAUUAUUUAAUUAUAAGAGAAACUUGCUUCAUUUAAAAAUCUUCUAUUGUACAUCCCCAAUAAACAUCAAGUUUUAUAACCAUGAAAUUA
Messenger RNA from Scomber scombrus (Atlantic mackerel), 1678 nucleotides. Its product is annotated as complement C1q subcomponent subunit B-like. Gene Ontology annotation, molecular function: protein binding. Lineage: Eukaryota; Metazoa; Chordata; Actinopteri; Scombriformes; Scombridae. The transcript has 5 exons. The record is from RefSeq and is a predicted model, not a curated record. The coding region runs from base 109 to 837 and encodes 242 amino acids.